AAAAAAAAAAAACGCGUACUAGUGUUGAAAAACGCACGAUCUGGUUGGAGUAAAAUACAAGAGGGGGAUCGGAUCAGUUUUGAAAUCCGCCGUGUGGAGCUGCGGGGAGGGAGGGAGGGAGGGAAGGAAGCGUGACUAUGAAAAAAAGAAAGCGAAGGAAAUAUACACUACCCCAGUCACCGUCUCAGUAAAAAACCUUUCUUCUUCUGCUUCCAAUUCCACCCCCUCCACCCUCUAUAAAACCUGGAGUCAGCCGACGAUCUGGAGUCCGCUCACCAGGACUCGUCCUCCCACCCCUUCCCCGCCGCCGCAACCGGCCAGAUCCGCUACAGAUCCCCGUCCGCCGCAGAGCUCCUCCCCGCGGAUCAGCCCGACAAGAUGCCGCCCUCGAAGCGCAGCAGCAACAACAGCAACGGCGGCAGGCAGUACUACGGCGAGUCCCUGCCCGAGAAGAUGCGCCGGCUGAGAAAGCCUGUCCUCGUGGCCUCCACGCUCGUGCUCCUCGUCUGCCUGCUUUCGUUCCUCUGCUCUUCUCCGUCGUCCGAUUCGGUUGAUUCUCUCGCCAACCGUAAAUACGCUCCCGGUGGUAGUAAGAGCUACGUGGUUAUCUUUGAUGCGGGGAGUUCCGGGAGCCGUGUGCACGUGUUUUGCUUCGAUCGGAACUUGGAUCUCGUUCACAUUGGGGAAGAUCUCGAGCUCUUCGUUCAGAAAAAACCAGGGCUGAGUUCAUACGCAAAAGAUCCCAAGGCUGCUGCACUUUCUCUAUUGUCCCUUUUGGAGCAAGCCAAAAGUGUUGUUCCACAGGAGUUGCAGCAAAAGACGCCAGUUAGAGUUGGGGCAACUGCAGGUCUGAGGCUGUUGCAAGGUGAUGCAUCUGAUCAAAUUUUGCAAGCGGUCAGAGAUUUUUUAAAGGAUGACAGCACCUUUGUAUCUAAGGCUGAUUGGGUCACAGUAUUGGAUGGAACUCAAGAAGGUGCUUAUCUGUGGGUAACGGUAAACUAUCUACUGGGGAGUUUGGGUAAGAAAUACUCAGAUACAGUUGGAGUAGUUGACCUUGGAGGUGGAUCAGUACAAAUGGCAUAUGCUAUCUCAGAGACAGAUGCUGCAAAUGCUCCAAGGAUAUCCAAUGGGGAGGAUACAUAUGUGAAGAAAAUGCAUCUCAAAGGAAAAAAUUAUUACCUCUAUGUUCACAGUUACUUGAACUAUGGUUUAUUAGCCGCUCGGGCUGAGAUCUUGAAGGUUGGAUACUCUGGAAGCCCCUGUAUCUUGGUUGGAUAUGAUGGGCACUACAACUAUGGAGGAGAAUCUUAUCCUGCAUCAGCUUCUUCCUCUGGUUCAAGCAUGGAAAAAUGUAGGGGAGUAGCUACUAAAAUUCUCAGAGUUAACGAACCAACAUGUACGCAUAUGAAAUGCACGUUUGGUGGGAUAUGGAAUGGUGGAGGUGGGGAUGGACAGACGAAUUUAUUUGUUGCCUCAUUUUUCUUUGACAGGGCUGCUGAGGCUGGCUUUGUAGAUCCAAAUCAGCCUGUUGCCAAAGUUCGUCCUAUGUAUUUUGCGAAUGAAGCUAAACAUGCUUGUGAAACAAGUCUCGAGGAUGCCAAAUCAAGAUAUCCACUCGUAGAGGAGGAUAACCUGCCAUACUUAUGCAUGGAUCUUGUGUACGAGUUCACAUUGCUUGUAGAUGGGUUUGGUCUAGAUCCAGACCAGGAGAUAACAUUGGUAAAGAGAGUUGAGUACCAAAAUUCCAAAGUUGAGGCAGCAUGGCCAUUAGGCAGUGCAAUUGAGGCUGUUUCAUCGUUGACAUAACCAGUGAUCGCAUUGGUCGCUUAUUUGAUUGAUCCAAUUUUUGGUUCCACUGCUUCCUAUGGUCAUGUAAUGGCCUUAUUUGCUAGCAGAGAUGUUAUCCUGUUUGAGCUCAGCAGUGUCCAGUUGACCAGGUAAAAAUGAAUUUGGGGUUAUUUGCAAGGAACAACUAGAAAUCACAUUAUCAUUUGUUUUAUUUGUAAUCAAGUUACAUAAAUUUUGCUAAUUCACAACUUGAGAAAGGAUUAUUGGAGGCAUUUAAAUUCAUUUUUAUUCGCCUUACCAGUGAACUUUUGAUGUUAUUAAUAUUUCUAUCGUUUGAAAA
Molecule: messenger RNA, 2128 nt
Organism: Rhododendron vialii
Lineage: Eukaryota; Viridiplantae; Streptophyta; Magnoliopsida; Ericales; Ericaceae
Product: apyrase 2-like
Exons: 9
Coding region: 379-1806 (475 amino acids)
Biological process (GO): nucleoside diphosphate catabolic process
Cellular component (GO): membrane
Molecular function (GO): nucleoside diphosphate phosphatase activity
Source: RefSeq, a predicted model, not a curated record